Messenger RNA from Peronospora farinosa, 1377 nucleotides. NCBI's taxonomy places the organism in Eukaryota, Oomycota, Peronosporomycetes, Peronosporales, Peronosporaceae. The record is from the annotation of a GenBank genome assembly.
AUGUUCAUGAAGAGCGACAGCGACUGUCAUUCGUAUCGUUAUUAUUAUGUGGCAUUUGCCAUCUUUCAGUGUUUUCUGGGUGCAGGAGUUAUCUUUGGCUGGACGUCACUGGUGCCAAUGCUAGAGAAGGAGCGGAUAUACCAUGAGUUUUGCAAGACAGAGGAGACAAUCUGCACAGAACAGAAUGAUCAACUUCAGUAUGCAUUUACAAUGGCGGUCUCCAGUAGUAUGUGGUCCAAUCUAUUUCUCGGUCUUGUAUUCGACAAGUUUGGACCCCGUGUGACGAAGUCAGUUUCGUUGGUCGCGUUGAUUACUGGGGCUUUGUGUAUGGGAAAUGCACACUACAGGGUCAAUGCUGAAGGACACGAUCUGGUGCUUUACGGAAUGGUGUUGGUGGGAUUCUCAGGACCGGGUAUCCAGCUCUCUGCCAUUCACAUGGCCAAUCUAUUCCCCGAAGCAACGGCACUAGUUGCGUGUUUCAUCGUUGGAGGUCUUCAGUUAAGUUUCCUGAUAUUCACGCUGUUCAACCUUGCUUACAUGCACCUCCAAUUGUCGAUGGCCACGGUAUUCGAGAUGUACGCGGGUGCAUUGUUCCUCUCGCUCAUCGGCACACUACUCACGGAACCGGAUAUUCCAUUUGAUAUCGUACCCAGUGAAGAGCAUGAGUUGCUCUCUCCCAUGCGUUUACCGUCCGUAUUCAAGGAGGAAGAAGUGUCGCUACUGCUGUCUACACCAGAGCUUCAUCAGUACCGCAAAAGCCACUCUUUACCGACUGAUGGAAUUUUCUUCGAUGGAGACCUGCACAACCGCUCCUUCAGGACGCAGGUGCUAUCGAAGCCAUUCCUGCUCAUUGUAUUGUACUUCUCCAUCCUGUCACUAUGGUGCAACUUCUUUCUGGGCAGCAUUACAGGCUUGUUGCGGUGGAAAGGUCUUCCAGAGACCGAGGUGGUCGAUUUGCUAGGAAAACUGGCCUUUAUCUUGCCUGGAAGUAUCAUUUUCAUCCCACUUGUAGGGUACCUGCUGGAAAAGUGCGGAUACACAUACUCCUCGCUAUUGUGUACAAUAGCAGCAUUGUGCUUCACAGUCAUGCUAAGCAGCAUGUCGACCGUGUGGAUUGUCGCUGGUUUUAUCACGUACGCUUUUUUUCGGACCAUCAUGUUUCCGCUCUUGUUCGCGUACUUGGGACAUCGUUUUGGUUUCCAGCACUAUGGGGCACUAUCGGGUAUUGCAUUUGGCAUUGGUGGCAUUAUGGGGCUUUUACAGACACCAAUUGCAGCUAUUGGAGACUUUCAAAUCAUUGGUUAUAUCCAGUUUGGGUCAAUCUUGUUAACCCUUGUGGUACCCUAUUUCGAACGGUACUUUGAGGAAAAGGUUUAG